GCCCCCCGCGCUCCCGCCCGGCCCCGGCCCCGUCGGCGGAGCCACGCGAGAUCCGCGCGGCGCGGGGCCGGCGCGGGCCGGCGGCGGUGGCGGGGCGCGGGGCGGGCCGGGCCGGGCCGGGCGGGGCGGGCCGGGGAGCGCGCAUGAGCCGCGGCGGCGGCGGCGGCGACGGGCCGGCGGGAGCGCGGCAGCGGAGCGCGGCGCCGCCGCGGGUGUGGGCGCGCCGGGGAGCCCCGCACGGCGGCCCGCAGCCGGGGGCGGCGGGCGGCACCGCCUCGCCGGCCGGGGGGCGCCCGACCCUGCGCGCCCCGCACCGCGGCCCGCCGCCGCCGAGAGAUGGCGGAUUCCUAUGCCUGUAAAGGUGGAAGGAAAACUGCAGGCUCUAACCAACCCGCUGCCAGCAAGGAAAGCAGGACAGAGACGAGGAUAAACCCGCCGGCAGAGCUCCCCAAGCUCGGAAAUGCAACCAGUGACAAAACCGAAGGCAGGAAGAAAGGACGACCCAAGGCUGAGAACCAGGCACUGAAAGACAUCCCUCUCCCCCUGAUGAACCAGUGGAAGGAUGAAUUCAAAGCCCACUCCAGGGUGAAAUGUCCCAAUUCAGGCUGCUGGCUGGAGUUCCCCAGCAUUUAUGGCUUGAAGUACCACUAUCAACGCUGCCAAGGGGGUGCAAUCUCAGAGAAGCUGACCUAUUCGUGCUCGUACUGCGAAGCUGCCUUCACCUCCAAAACCCAGCUAGAAAAGCAUCGGCUCUGGAAUCACUUGGACCGGCCAGUGCCAACCAGCAAAGCAGAAAACAAAGUGCCGAAGGCCAUUGGGAAGAGCAGUGGCAAGAAAAGAGCUGCUGAGAGUUCAGCUUGCCCCACCAUCCAUCCCAAACAGGCAAAGACGGAAAAAGCCGUGGCCCAGGACCAUGCUGAGAAUGGCGAGUGCCUGGCGGAGAGCCGGGAGAGCAAGGAGUUUCAGAUCGCAGCAGCUGAGGCAAUGGCAGCUGCCACUCCCACGGCGAAGUCCUCGAGCGGCAAGGAUGCCGCGCAGCAGGGAGGCAGCCAGGCCUCGCUGCAGGAGGAAGACCCUGAGAGGAUGAAGCACAGAAGGAAACAGAAAACUCCUAAGAAAUUUACGGGGGAGCAGCCGUCCAUCUCGGGGACAUUUGGACUGAAAGGUCUCGUCAAAGCAGAGGACAAGGCAAAAGCCCAUCGAGCCAAGAAGCUGGAGGGGAGCACCAACACGGAGGAGCUGAAAAAGAAACCUCCAGGAGCUGGUGUGAAGAAGGAAACCGCUGUGCAUCUACCAGCAGCAAACCCUGAGGACCAGUGGCAGCGGGAGAUCAGCGAGAAGGGAGAAGUGUCCUGUCCAACCUGCAGCGUUAUAACCAGGAAAACUAUUGUGGGGCUCAAAAAGCACAUGGACGUCUGCCAGAAACUGCAGGAUGCCUUGAAGUGUCAGCACUGCAAAAAACAGUUCAAGUCCAAAGCUGGGCUGAAUUACCACACUAUGGCUGAACACGUCAGCAAGCCUGUUCCUGUGGAAACCACUGGACUUGGUGAACAGGAAGAGCGGGAAAGGCUGAGGAAAGUGCUAAAGCAGAUGGGAAAACUGAAAUGCCCCAAUGAGGGCUGCGUGGCCAACUUCUCCAGCCUGAUGGGUUACCAGUACCACCAGAAGCGGUGUGGGAAGCAGCUCGCCGAGGCCGACAAGCCUGUCUUCAGCUGUCCACACUGCGGCAAGAAGUACAAAUCCAAGGCCGGCCACGACUACCAUGUGCGGUCAGAACACACGGCCUCGGUGAGCCCCCCGGACACCUCCACAGCCCGAGGAGCGGGGCCAUCCCCUGCCGGGGGUGACUGCAGAGCUGCUGAGCCUGUGGGCAGGACAGAGCCGGGCAGGGCCGGGCCGGGCAAGCCUCCAGAGGAGCCAGAGGUGAAGCCAGAGCCUGGCCCCAUAGAAGAUUUUGAGAGGACCCCAAGCGGCCGCAUCCGUCGGACGUCAGCCCAAGUAGCUGUCUUCCACCUUCAGGAGAUAGCGGAGGAUGAGCUCGCCAAGGAUUGGACCAAGCGGAGGAUGAAGGAUGACCUGGUGCCUGAAACGAAGCGGCUCAAUUACACCAGACCUGGGCUUCCAAAGCUCAAUCCGAGGCUGCUGGAAAACUGGAAGAACGAAGUGAAGGAGAAGGGCCACAUCAACUGUCCCAACAAUUGCUGUGAAGCCAUUUACUCCAGCGUCUCGGGGCUGAAAGCUCACCUGGCCAACUGCAACAAGGGGGACCACUCGGUGGGCAAGUACCGCUGCCUCCUGUGCCAGAAGGAGUUCAGCUCUGAAAGCGGGGUCAAGUACCACAUCAUCAAGGCUCACUCAGAGAACUGGUUCCGAACCUCCGCAGAGGCCAACCGGAAAAAGAAAAGCAGGGAACAGCUUUCUUCCAACAAGGAGGAGAAAAAGAAAAGCACAAGUGGGAAGAAAAGGGGGAGAAAACCCAAGGAGAGGCCUCCAGAAACAUCCCCAAAGGGCAGAGAGAGCGUGGCAGCAAAGACUAAUCACAAGAAAACCCUCGAGCACUGGGAAGGCUCCCGAGGCAGCCCUGACGAGGAUGAGCGCGUCCCCAAGCCCCCAAGCCAGCGGAAGGGGGGAGCCAGUAAGAUGCCCGAGAAAUGAGCAGCUCAGAGACUCGUCUCCGAGGAUUCGUUUACAGCCCAGGGUAACAGGGUGGGGGUCUCUCCAAGUUUUCUGUCCCCCCCAUCCCACCUCUCCCCCACCCUCCAUUCACCCCCUUUUUACAAAAAAAAGGAAAAAAAAAAAAGGAAAAAAAAAAGAGACAGAAAAUACCAAUUAACCACUUUAAACAAGUCACGGACCUUGUUUCACACUGGAAAACAAACAGAAUCAAGCAAGCUGGACUGUUCUCCACCCCCUGCCCAUGUACAUACCCCUCUGCCCACGCCCUUGCCUGGCAGGACCCUGCUGCCUUCACCCCUGCCCGUGACUUCCCUCCUUACUCCCUGCGCCAAACUGGUGACACUUGAGUGAAAGAAAAGUGCAAUAGCAGCGGGGCCCCCUUGGACAGGGUCUCUCUGCGACUGUGUGCCAGGGUGGGGAGCUGCCUGCUGCCUGCCCGUCUGGGCAGCCUCUGGUGGGCUGCAGCCUCCCGGGGCAGGCAGCGCCUGCAUCCCUGCUCCCAAGAUGAUGUUUCCAAAGAUAUUUUGACCUGUGCAAGUGGGUGGGUAGGGGCAGAGGAGAGCAGGGUCUGGGAGCAGAUGCCGUGGGGGUCCUGGUCACGCUUUCCCUGCAGUGUCACAUUGAGAGGGGCCGUGCUUCAGCAGGGACUGGCUCUGUGGUGUGUCGGCUUUGUGGCCAGCUCGGUGCAUGGGUAGAGGAGCGAGCAGGGAACGUGGCACGGGGCUGGCAGAGCAUCGUCCCAAGAUGGCAGGGCUGGCUGCGGCUGCAAGAGGGGCUGCAGGAGGUGUUGAGUACCCCUGGAAGUUGAUGGGAGAGGGGGUUGCUGUAGGACAGAUCCUGUUGGAGGGUUUAACCGAAAGUUGUGGGAAUGCUGUGAGCACCGUGGAGCAUCGUGGUGAGACUCGGGGCGGGGGGGGGAUAAUGGGGGGAGCUGCGCCCCGGUGCUCAAGUCGUUGUUGCAAACGUAGCUGGACAUGGAGCGCUGCAGCGGCAAUGGCAAUGCCGCGAUGGCAAUGCCAUGAUGGCAACACCACGAUGGCAGCGCCGGGGUCAGGGUGAGCCAGCAGCCAUGGAGCUGCCCAGCCGGUGCGGGCAGGUCCAGCUGGCAGAAAGGGCAAUUCAGGGUCCCCAUCACGCCCCUGGUGCUGAUUGCCCAGGAAGGAGGAAUGGGGUUUCGGUCACCCAGCUGCAGCCACGGGAGUUGUGUGAUGGGAACAGGGGGCAGCGUCAAGUGACAAUCAUGGGUCCUGCUUUCGGGCAUGUUGCACUCGCCUUGUCCCUCUGCACUGGGACCCACCACGGGGUGAGUCUCUGCUCCCCAAGAUGCAUCCAAGCCCCCAACCACCUUCCUCGGUGAUGGGGAGUCCCUGCACGACAUCCUGUUCCUCGUUCUCUUUCCCCGGACUUUUCUUUGUGUCUGUACCAACACCGUUGUAACACCUCGCUCCGGCCUGGAGGGAACCAUCCCCGGACCAGGAUGCAUCUGUCUCCAGACAAAACCCAGGCUACCUCGGUCCUUGGGAAAUGGGCACAAUUUCUCUUGGUAACAGAACAGAAAACCCUAAUUCAAUUUUUUUUCCCCUGUGUGGGAGCCAGGAAGGUGGCGUCGGGGGGAGGAGAGCUUCUGCUUUUAUUUUAAUCAAUUAAAACCUCAACCCUCA
Grus americana (Whooping crane) is the source of this 4337-nucleotide messenger RNA. It is a transcript of the gene ZNF512B, whose product is annotated as zinc finger protein 512B. The transcript has 17 exons. NCBI's taxonomy places the organism in Eukaryota, Metazoa, Chordata, Aves, Gruiformes, Gruidae. The record is from RefSeq and is a predicted model, not a curated record. Gene Ontology annotation, molecular function: zinc ion binding. Bases 337 to 2655 code for a protein of 772 amino acids.